Molecule: messenger RNA, 1299 nt
Organism: Lachnellula hyalina
Lineage: Eukaryota; Fungi; Ascomycota; Leotiomycetes; Helotiales; Lachnaceae
Exons: 3
Coding region: 1-1299 (432 amino acids)
Source: RefSeq, a predicted model, not a curated record
AUGGGGCAGAAGAAAAUGGCGUACAGAGGGUUGAGGCGCCAGGCGCUGGAAAAGACCGGUACUCCAAGCUCAUCGGCAGCGAACUCUCGAACAACCAGCAGAAACGUGAGUAGGCAUGCCUCUGAUGAAGACGAUGAGAACUUGAGCGAUAGCACAAAUAUGAGUGUCACUUCCAUCGACGACAUGCUUACUAUUGAUGCACCGGCGGAAGACGCCAACGAAGAAUGGAAACAAUGGAUCGGCGACAGGAUGGAAGGCAUCAUAGAGAGAAAGGGAAGCAAUAUCGGGGGAAGAGUGGCGUCUCUAGAUGAAUAUAAUAAGGGUCUCAUGAAACAUUAUGCUUUUGACGAUAUUCGACACAAGACUUCAGAGCUGUUCCCCGCAUUUCUGAAAAGUGUCAGGGCGGAGAGUAGCGAAAAGGAGACAUGUUCGGCGUUGAGAGCUAUCGCCCUCACGCUCAUCACAGUUCCUUCAGAAACCGUUUACGAUGCCCUCUGUCAGACUCUAAAGAAUUCGUACACAGACUCGGAGUUCCCCAGCGUCAAGGCGAUAGCAAUCCACACCCUUAGCGCAGCAGCAAUUUACGGAGGUGCUUCCGACAACGAGGUCGAAGAGAUCAUGGAUGAUCUACUGGAGAUAAUUGAAUCAGACGGAGUCUCAGUCAAUGCAGAGGACAUCGGCGACGUUGUAGUUGCGGCUUGUGAAGCUUGGGGAUUCCUCGCUACGUCUAUAGACGAUAUGGAAGAGAAGACCGAGGUGGCUAUGGACGCAUUUGUUGAGCAGCUCGAGAGCAGCGAUGUGGCGGUCCAGAUUGCAGCUGGUGAGAACAUCGCCCUGCUAUACGAGAAAAGCUAUACACAACGAGAAACUGAAGACGGCCCCGCCACCGAGGACGAGGACGAGGAGGGUUAUCCAAUAGACAAUAGCCAUGUCAAACGUUAUGAGGUCUACCGACAAAAGCACCAACUCGAACACCUCCUCUCCCAACUCGCCAACGAGUCCUCGAGGCGGAUUGCCAAAAAGAACCGCAAACUUCUUCACACCAACUUUGCCGAUAUCCUAAACACGGUUCAACAUCCCACUCGAGGUCCGAGAUACCAGAAAGCCAUCGACCAGGAAACUGGCCGUAGAUACGGUUCGAGAAUGACCGUUCGCAUAUCAAAUGCUGGUUACAUGGAAAUAAAUAAAUGGUGGAAGCUACAUACGCUCCAGGCCCUGAGAAGAUUUCUUGGCGGCGGAAUUGUAGUUCACUACAUGAAUAACGAGGUUGUCUAUGACAGUCUUCCGUCAGUUGAUUGA